GUGUUUGGAACGCAGAAUUUGAAAAUAGAUUUACGACUGAUGCAUAUUUUCGAUUGACUGAAAAUCGAUAAUAUCCUCCGUUGCUAGGCGAAAUAAACAAAUUGGUAGAUUUAUAGCCCGGUGAAUUCAGGUAGCAAAUUUACCAGAACAAGGAAGCCAUAGGUGGUGCAGUGGGCAAAAUUAUUGUUUUGUUGGAGGGAUGGUGACUGGGAGGGAAUUCCGUGAAAGCCUGCGUCAGAAAGGGCGCAAAAAACGCGUAGUGCCAGGCUUCACGGUGCAGUCCUUGCAAAGCGGAGUUGUCGUCCAAGGGCCGCCUCGCGUUAGUGCAGUACGCCCGCGCCAAACACCAAAGGAGUCAAUCUUCAGAAAGGCUUACCUUCGUGGGGACUUGCCAAUAUCCUUGGCUUUCGAUACCUAUGGCACCAAGCUCACCUGGAAGGUGGAAGUGGAGAAACUGGACUACCAUCACUACUUGCCAAUAUUUUUUGAUGGCUUAAGUGAGACUGAAUAUCCUUAUAAGUUCUUCGCACAGCAAGGGAUAAAAGACAUGAUGCAACAUGGUGGUCCAAAAAUUGUACCAGUUAUACCACAGCUUAUUAUACCCAUCAAAAAUGCUUUAAAUACUAGAAAGCAUGAUGUAGUCUGCACAACACUGAAGGUGAUGCAGCAGUUGGUUAUGAGUGCUGAUAUGGUGGGAGAAGCCCUUGUUCCAUAUUACAGGCAAAUACUACCUGUAUUUAAUCUGUUCAAAAAUAAAAACGUGAACUGUGGUGAUGACAUUGACUAUACUCAAAUGAAGCAUGAGAAUCUUGGCGAUCUUAUUCAAGAAACACUUGAAAUUCUGGAAAGACAUGGUGGAGAUGAUGCAUACAUUAAUAUAAAAUACAUGGUGCCUACCUAUGAAUCCUGUGUUAUGAAUUAGAAUGAAAAACUAUAAGGAGACAAGGUUAUUUGUAGGCAAAAUAGAUUUCAGAUACUGUUAACAGACUACAAUUGUUAUUACUGCACACUAGAAUCACCAAAUAAAUUGUUAUGUUUA
Schistocerca gregaria is the source of this 1039-nucleotide messenger RNA. Its product is annotated as parkin coregulated gene protein homolog. The transcript has 4 exons. Lineage: Eukaryota; Metazoa; Arthropoda; Insecta; Orthoptera; Acrididae. Bases 200 to 922 code for a protein of 240 amino acids. The record is from RefSeq and is a predicted model, not a curated record. Gene Ontology annotation, molecular function: Hsp90 protein binding; Hsp70 protein binding.